Fusarium subglutinans is the source of this 1419-nucleotide messenger RNA. RefSeq lists its product as uncharacterized. Lineage: Eukaryota; Fungi; Ascomycota; Sordariomycetes; Hypocreales; Nectriaceae. Bases 1 to 1419 code for a protein of 472 amino acids. The transcript has 4 exons. The record is from RefSeq and is a predicted model, not a curated record.
AUGUCGAACCACCAUAUCGAGGACCUUCCACUUUCUUCUUCAUCCAAACAGAUGACUUCUUCACGACCUCAACACCAAGAAAAGCCGGCCCAGCAAGAGGGAAGUCAGGCUUCCCUCCCCGUUGAAGCUCUGCCAAACAUCUCAGGUGAGCCUGGGAAGGAUAAGCAGGCCCAAGUCCUAUCGCUUAAUGGCCUCCAGAGCUGGGAAGAAAGCUCUGGGGUAAACGUUCGCGAGCUAGGUCAAGCAUAUUAUUGUGUCGACAACUUCGCUGUCUUUCACUCCGCCCUCAGGCCCAUUGACGAUGUACUUGAAUGCCUUGCAAUUGGCUCUGUACCUGUUGACAAGUGUAUUAAAGCGAUUAGAUGGCUCUUAAGCAAGGGAUACGAAGCAAACGAACAGAAGGAUCAAGUUUGGUAUCGGGACAAUCGUCAGUGUGGACAUAUGCCCGAGCUCCUGAUUGACCUCUUGGACAAAGCGUCUGACAUGAUUCGCGUAGAGGGGAUCUAUGAGAUAAUUUCUACACUACACAAGCAUGGAUACGCUCUGCCAUACAACAUGAACCUUCACAGGUAUCACAUCACGCGCAAUGACCAAAAGAGCAAACCAGACCUGAUACGACGUUGGGUGGGAAAGUGGAUGCAUACCCAGUGCUGGUCUCAGAGCACAAACCUCGGCAAUUUGCUCUGGGGUCUAUUCCUCGACAUUGCAGAUCAAUCAACUGGUUGGAAAGAAUCAUAUCAAGGCGAGGCAGCUAGUAUACUCGAGAGAAAGAUCCAGGUCCUUAUCGAGUAUGAGGCUGUUACCUCAAGCGAGGUGGUAGCAUUGCAGAGCAUUGUCGCAGCCUUGCGUGACAAUCCCCUCGAAUUCAAACUCAUUGAUGGGGAAAACGACGGAAAGGAAUACUGGGAGACACUAUGCAACACCCUGCAUCCGUUUUCGAGAGAUGAGAAUUUCCUGGCGAACAAUUUGUUGCUCGGGCUGAAGCGCGAUACAGAACGCCGUCAACGACUUCACUCCUUUAUCGUCGAGGCUGAUUGGAAUCCAUGGAUGGUGUGGCAUGACUACAAGAUGCAAUGUCCGAAGCACAGGGCCAAUCUAUCUCAUCCUUGGAUGAAGCACUGGACAUGGAAGAUGUUCCAGCGGAGAAAUGGAAAAUGGUAUGAUUCUGAGUGGGUUACUUUCGUCGAGGUAAACUACGAUGAGUUUGUGGCUGCUGCUGAGAGCCUAUGGCUGGCGGAGAGGAUCUCGGGCCGUGAAUCGCAGGUGAAAGACGAGACGACGGAGAAUUCGACAGAAGAUGAUUCGCGGUCAGAGAAACUAAUUGAGGAAUUUGAGAGGAGGUGUGCGGAGAUACGAGCCGAACUCCAGCAGAUUGUGGGAGAUUCACAGAGGAAAAGGGAGAUCCAGAAGGAGGUUUGA